This is a messenger RNA of Bombina bombina (fire-bellied toad), 7537 nucleotides long. Its product is annotated as dnaJ homolog subfamily C member 27-A-like. NCBI's taxonomy places the organism in Eukaryota, Metazoa, Chordata, Amphibia, Anura, Bombinatoridae. The record is from RefSeq and is a predicted model, not a curated record. The transcript has 8 exons. Gene Ontology annotation, molecular function: GTPase activity; GTP binding. Bases 165 to 1001 code for a protein of 278 amino acids.
GUUUGUUUUCAUGCUUGUACGAGACGUCACAUUGUUCCGCCCAUUGGUAGCCCGGUGAAGGUGCUACUGCAGCAGGUGGCAUGUGGGAGCCCGGGUAGCGGUCUGCGGAUGAGGUGGGAUUUGCUAAUGUGAAGACAGUAAAGAAUUCCAAACACAGCAGAGCCAUGGAGACCAACUUGCAGAAGAGGAAGGAGAGCAGGAAAGCUCUGCGCAUAAAGGUGAUCAGCAUGGGUAAUGCUGAAGUGGGCAAGAGUUGCAUAAUAAAGCGUUACUGUGAGAAGAGAUUUGUCCCCAAAUACCAAGCAACUAUAGGAAUUGAUUAUGGAGUGACAAAAGUACAAAUCAGAGACAGAGAGAUCAAAGUUAAUAUAUUUGACAUGGCUGGGCAUCCCUUCUUUUAUGAGGUCCGCAACGAGUUUUACAAGGAUACACAGGGUGCACUACUGGUAUAUGACGUUGGCUUAAAGGAGUCAUUUGACGCUCUUGAUUCUUGGCUGGCAGAGAUGAAACAGGAGCUUGGAUCUCAUGGAAAUAUUGAGAAUAUUGUAUUUGCUGUUUGUGCAAACAAGGUUUUGUCGCUGCAGAUUGACUGUUCAAUGCAUCGCCUAGUUGAUGAAAGUGAAGGGCGACUUUGGGCAGAAAGCAGAGGAUUUCUUUAUUUUGAAACGUCGGCACAGAGUGGGGAAGGAAUUAAUGAAAUGUUUCAGACAUUUUAUUCUGCCAUUAUGGAUUUAUGUGAAAAUGGUGGGAAGAGGCCUGUGUCUGCCAUAAACAUUGGAUUCACCAAAGAGCAAGCUGACACUAUACGCAGGAUACGCAAUAGCAAGGACAGCUGGGAUAUGCUAGGGGUCAAACCCGGUGCCACCAGGGAUGAGGUGAAUAAAGCCUACCGCAAAUUAGCUGUACUGCUUCAUCCGGACAAGUGUUUGGCACCAGGAAGUGAAGAUGCUUUUAAAGCGGUUGUGAAUGCUCGGACAGCUCUGUUAAAAAACAUUAAAUAAUACACAGGGUGGUAAUAAGCCAGGAGAUUGGACCUCAGAAAUCCAGAUCAUGUGAUUUAUUUAUUUUUGCAAACAUCAGUGAGGUUACACUAAAUACCUGUCACUAAAAUAGCUCGACUCAACAGGCACAUCCAGUAUGUUAGCAAAGAGCAUUUGUUAUUGUUUCUCAGUUUACUGGAUGCAGAUAUUGUAACCUUGCUACUUCUUUUGGUGCAUGCACAAGAAUUGUUUUCAGGCUUCCUUCUUACCGUGUUAUGGUCAUUGUACCUAUGCAAACAUUUCUACUGCAUGUUUUUUAUUUAUUUGUCAUUUUAUCUACUGAGUGUAAAACACAAAGUAGCGUUUAUUGUUAUAUUGUUUCCUCUAUUUGUCAUGUUUUUAGUGGAUCUGUACAACACAUGAUGUAAAUGAUUUUUGUAACCGUAAUUAGAGCUUGUUUUUAGCAGUAUUAAUUUAUAGUAGUAGGUUUCAGGAUCAUUUUUAUAAGUGCACAUUUCCCAUAACCACAGACAGCUUUCUUCUUCGUUUUUUUUCUUUGUUGUUGUUUUUUUCUAUAAUUAUUUAAAGGGACACUGAACCCAUAUUUUUUCUUUCGUGAUUCAGAUAGAGCAUGAAAUUUUAAGCAACUCUAUAAUUUACUCCUAUUAUCAAAUUUUCUUCAUUCUCUUGGUAUCUUUAUUUUAAAUGCAAGAAUGUAAGUUUAAAUGCCGGCCCAUUUUUGGAGAACAACCUUGGUUGUUCUUGCUGAUUGGUGGAUACAUUAAUCCACCAAUAAAAAGUGCUGUCCAGAGUUCUGAACCAGAAAAAAAAAGCUUAGAUGCCUUAUUUAUCAAAUAAAUAUUGCAAGAGAACGAAGAAAAAUUGAUAAUAGGAGUAAAUUAGAAAGUUGCUUAAAAUUGCAUGAUUUAUCUGAAUCACGAAAGAAAAAAUUUGGGUUCAGUGUCCCUUUAAUCUUUUAUUCAUAAAGUGCCACUAUAUUCUGCUGGCCAUGGUGUAUACAUACAUUAUGUUGUUACAAUUCAGAUAUUAAACUUGACGGUGCAGAUAGAUAUAGUAAGAGGAGGGGUUUGCUCUGAAGAGCUUAGAAUCUAGAUACGAUUACACGUGCCCAUUUCAGAUACACUUUUUUUUUUUUUUUUUUUGUAUUUGUCAGUUAUUUUAGUGGAAAUGGGUAAGAAUCUUACUCAUUAACUUAUUAGUCAGUAAAUAUUUGUAAGAGGUACAAAAGUAAUACUGCAGUAUUUGUUUCGGGUAAAACUUAACAGCUUUUAUGUAACCUUUUUCUUCAUAAAUGGAAAGAGUCCACAGAUUCAUUCAUUACUUUUGGGAAAUAAGAACCUGACCACCAGGAGGAAGCAAAGACACCCCAGUCAAAGGCUUAAAUACUCCUCCACUCCCCUCAUCCCCCAGUCAUUCUUUGCCUUUCGUCCCAGGAGGUUGGCAGAGAAGUGUCAGAAGUUGUUUUUGUCUCUUAUGGAGAGUAGUACUCUUCGACAUGGGACGGGAGUUUUAAGUAAUCCUGUCAGUCUCUGUGAGGGCUUGCAUAAGAGUUUGGAGAUGCAGGAAGAGUCUUCCUGCGAAACCAUCCCGACUCAUGUUAACAGCUCCUCAAGCAAUCAGCGUUGUCGAACUUCGAUUUGCUGCCUGCUUCUCUCAAGUCCAUGGCGGAGGCGAGGCUGCUAUCCGUCCCACUUGAAGGGCUGUGUUCCUGUUCCACAGCGUAGAUUCCGGUAAGAUCGUUUCAUUUUACAUCUUCAUGAAUGUACUGUAACUCAUUUGUUCCUGCAAACUCACAUGAAAAAUGCAGGGUCUCAGUGGGACUCCUUUAGUAUCUUGGAAUCAAGGGGGAUUAUUGAACAAAGGGGGAUUUAAUCAUGUUUGUUAUGUGAUUCAACCUGCUUAUGUGUAGUGUUAACUGGGCUUGGGGCUUAGAACAUAACGAUGUGUUGAAGUGACGUGACCUCACAGUUGGGUGCGCUUUUGUUGGACUGUACGGUUCACCUUGUGACCGAGCGUGUUUACUUUCUGGUCUCCUAUUUCCGCAUUCCUGACUGUGUGGCGACGGAAAAUUGUAGUCUGCUGGUGUUUGGUACAUAGGAGGUGUUGAAUCCUACAGCCAUUGUGCAUGUCCGGUGCCGUUUAAAUUGUUUUAUAUAUAGUCUAUUUUUGGGUAUCCUUGAUCCAGUUAUGGAGGAUACUGAUGUUGAGUUUGGUUAACUUUCUGAUUCAGAUUCUUUGUCCUGUGAAGAAUGUGAAUAGGCCCCAUUGACUCAGGUCAGUCAGUUAUGUUGUUUAGGCCAUCCUAGAGCGCCUUGUUCCUCGGGCUCUGGGAUUCAAGAGACUGCCGAGCCAUCCGCCUCAGGGGGCUCUGAACUCCGGGAGGCGAGUUUUCUACUGCUACACAUGCAGGUAACCCAAGUUAUGUGUUUCCCUUCUCGGAGGGUGGAUUGCUCCCCCCAGAGGUUGUGGCACGUUUUCCCUUCUACAUACUUUUGGUGCUUGCCCGUCUACAAAGUCCAGAUGUUUAUUUGGGAUUGUGCUCAUGCCCGAUUGCCCCAGGUCUCUCGGCCUCUGGAGGGCAUGUACAGUUCCCUGCUGGUGUAACUGUUCCUGAGUGUUGUGCCUUUCGUUACCGGCGGACUCGUCUUGGUUUUUUACUCGGACACGUUUUUGAGCUGCUUGGGGACCCUAUCCUUCUUUGGUAUGGGACUCAUAAUUCUCCUCCUUCGAAUGGCUCACCUUGUUAGACAUGGGGGGAUAAAGUAAUUUCCUUUGUCUUGUUAUCGAGAUUCUUCCCAGUUUUUGUUGAAAGUACGGGGUUUCCAUUAGGCUGGUCCUACGGACCUUCUAUUGUUCUUGGGCGUUAAACUUCGGGUUGUCUGUUAUUUUAUUUAAUCCGGUUAGGAUCAAUUUUAUUUUUCAUACUAUGUUUUCUGCGGGAAUUUAAAACUAACUGGGAUCGAUACUCGCUGUUUUGCUUCUAUGGCAGUUGUGCGGGACACAUUAGUCCCAUAUUUGUCUGUUUUCUCCUCUCUGAGGAUUUAGCCAGCUUUGCAGUUAUAACCCUGGUUGCAGGCUGGUCCUGAUUGGGUUCAGAUCUUCUGUCUCGCGGCUUAGUCAGACACGUGGCGCCUAUUACGCCUUGCGGGUCAGACGGGAGUGCUCUUUGCUUUAUUUUAGUUUUUUUUUUUUUUUGUUAUUUAUUUUACAAGUUUCAGCUAAGCAUUCUCAAGAGGACUUGCGGAUCCGUGCAGCUCUCGGGAUUGUUUCAGUCUUAAAUAGCCGUCUCUCUGGUGACUGGGUCAGUGAAUUUUGCUGCGUCACUCUCUGUUGCUCCCGAUACCAUCGGAGCCUAGAGUAUUCCUUCCCACGUGGUGGGAAAAUUAGAGGGUUUAGUGCCUCUUUUCCACUGGUCGGGGCGGUGUUGCUUUAGGAAUUUGUUCCUUUUGGACUUGUUCCUUUAGUAGUUCUCUUCUUCAUUGAGACCUCUUGGAUUGUCUUCUCCUUGUGGAUGGGUCGCCUUCGGGAGACUUGGAUUCCCUUCGGGAGUUGGUUGUUCCUUUCUCAGGACAUUAGACAGUGAGGUCUUUUUGGGCUCCGGUUAGGGGUCCUUCACCAGUGUUGGGAAUGCUCUGCAUCUAUGCUCAUAUGGUUCAGGUAUUGCCAUCCAGGUGACACCCAAACCCAUGUUUUACUGCCCUCUGACUUCGAAUCUGAGGUGAUGUGGAGUCUUGAUGUUGCUCCAUUCGGGUGACUUGUCUUCACGGUUACCCUUGUGGCUACCUGGACAGCUAGCUCAGCAUACCAAUGCUAUGAGGCUACUCUGUACUGUAGCAAUCCGAGGGUUGCUAGUUUGAUCCCCGGUGAGGUCUACUCAGCCUUUCCUCCUUUCGAGGUUGAUAAAAUGAACAGUGCCUUGUGGCCUUUAGGGGGAUUAGCCGCACUUUCAAGCACAGGCAUGUUAAUGUUGCUUGGACGCCUGUUGGCUAUAGUGUCCUUUUCUGGCCCUGGCUCUUUGUAGUGUUGGGGUCCUGCAAGGGGUGGUCUCUUCCCUUUGGGUCGAGACUUACAAGGGCUUCUUGCUCUUGUUAUCAGUGUUAUUCUUGAUUAUUUUUUUUCCCUGGGAGGUCUGUUUUUUUUAUAUCAGACGAGGCAUUUCUGUUCCUGAAAGAUUGUUUAAUCUAAACAUUUGUGGGGCCCGGGCUCUUUGUCCUGAUCUUCCGGUUGUCAAGGGUUUUACUCAGUUUUCUCAUUGUGGAUCCUGCUGUGGGAUGUUACCGGACAUUAUGAUCCUAGGACUGGCCUGAGGGUUCCAGUUUCCGAGAUACUUGGGCUUAGCCUUUGUUCUGGCUUUUUUGUUUUACAACUUGGCCAGAUUUACUGAGAGCCGGGGCUCUUUGGGGGCUUGUCUUGUACCGACAAUACGGACGGUUCCCUUGAGGCAGCCAUCUAAUGUGACCUGAUCAUGGGCUUCCUGCCCAGCAAACGGAAGGUUUGCGGUUGCUCAGCUGUCUCUUUUGCUCCUGGUAUGUGUGCUAGCACGAUGGUGUUUAAGGGGUUAUUUCCGUGUUUGUCAGUAACGUGGCCUUUUGUCUCCUCGGUUCUUCCUACGACUUCCUGUCUUUUGGACAGGUGUUUAUCAAUGCUCUCCUCUUCAGAGGGCUCAUUGUUCUCCUUACGGAGGUGUGGUUACUUUUUCAGGGGCCUCUCCUGUGUUCAGGAGGUUGGAACAGAUGUUUUAUCUGGUUCGGGGAUUGGUCUGCUCUUUGAGUUGUUCCUUUCCAUUUGGGGAGCUGCUGGCUCCACAUUGUGACCUAGUCGAGUGGCUUUGCUGGAUCUCUUUGGGUCUAACGCCUACUCGAUUGUCUUAGGUUGAAGUGACUGUGCCAUUUUUCCGCCCUUUUGGGGGCCGGUCUUGGGGUUCUUUUCUGUUCCCUUGCUUCAGAUCUUCCAUUGCUUGGGCUGGUCCAGCUAGGUGUAGGAUCUGAGAUCUGUUGUUCAUCCUCAGGUCUUGGGGUGCCAGUGGACCUUGGUUUUUAGAGGUUCUGUACAUCUUCCCUUUAGAGAUCUAUGUGUAGGUCUGGAUUGCCUGGAGUGGGGCAGUCUGCUAUUUUGUUUGGCCGCUUUUUUAUUACGGAUAAGGUUUUCUCCGUGUCUUCCUACGGAUGGCAGCAGGUUUCUGGACACGGAUGUUUAUAUUUCUGAGUUUGCUACUUCUAAUUUUUCUGUUUGCUCAGUCUCUGAGUUCUGACAUUUUGAGGAUUUUGUCUUCAACUGCCUUUUCGAUGCUGUUGCACGAUAUUUAGGAGAUGUUCUUCUGCUUGAGGAUGCGCGUUGCUCCUUGUGGGUUGGGCGGCGUCUCCUUGUUCUCAGGAUCCAUUCGGGUCUCUGUGGACUUGACCUCUUUUGAAGGGGGCUUUUCCUUUAUUGGAUCUUGCUGUACCUUUCUGGGUAUCCCUUUGGUUAACCCUUGUCCUCUCUCUCUUUUGGGGAUUUUGGUACUGUACUAGUAAGGGUUGUGUGGGGACCGACUGCUGGGCGACUUUGUGGUUUCUAGUUAGGCUUCAGACUAUCUGCGGGUCAAUGUCCUUGGGGCCUUUUUCAUUCUAGUUUUUUUGCCUGGCUCAGACAAAGCGGGGUUGGUUUGGUUGGGUUGUUUUUGUUUGUUUUUUCAGGCCUGGUGCCCUCAGAAUGGGCCGCCUAUGGUACCCUCCCAUUUUUGCAUUCAGUGUCCUCUAUAGCUUGGGUAUUGUUUUCCCAAAAGUAAUGAAUGCAGCUGUGGACUCUUUCCAUUUAUGAAGAAAAACUUAAAUUAUGCUUACCUGAUCAUUUUCUUUUCUUCAGAUGGAAAGAGUCCACAGCUCCCCAUCCAUAUUUUGUCUGUGGGGCGUCUUCUUUUUAUUCUUUUGGCACCUUUUUACCCUGGUAUUCUUCUACUGUUCCUUGUUCCUCGGCAGAAUGACUGGGGUAUGAGGGGAGUGGGUGGAGUAUUUAAGCCUAUUGCUGGGGUGUCUUUGCCUCCUCCUGGUGGCCAGGUUCUUAUUUCCCAAAAGUAAUUAAUGCAGCUGUGGACUCUUUCCAUCUGAAGAAAAGAAAAUUAUCAGUUAAGUUUGUUUUUUUCCCCCAAGCCUAAAAAAUAUAUAUCAAAUAUAUAUCUUUAAACGAAAAUAUUUUUUAUGGUGCAUGUUAAAUGUUGUACAAACAUCAAAACAAUUUAUUCUGGACUACAAAACUUAAUCUGUUACAUACCAAAAUGCAAUAUUUUAGACGGAAAAAAAUGUUGAUGGUUCAGGGUGUUGACUAGUCGGCCAUUAUUAAUUGCACAAUAGAGCAAAUCACACAAUGUACUAUACGUUAUGUCAUAUGUGCAAGGUAAUAAAUCUGGUAGUAUUGUAAUCUAUUUAUUAUCAAUUAGUCAUUUGUUUUAUCCUUUUUAUUUACUUCCUUUAUUUAAUAAUUAUUGGACAAUGUAUUUGAUUGAAAUAUUUUAUGCAAGUGUCAUUUUUUUCACUAAAUAUUUUCACUUUUAAACACAA